AUGAUGAUACCGGCUAUGCUCGCCCUUUGGGGGCUUGCACUUAUUGGAGUGUACGCGCUUACCUGCUGGCUGUACGACAACUUUAAGUCGUUGGCCCAGAUCUGCAUAGCUCUACUCGCACCGUACUUUGCCCCGGCCGAGCAGAAAUCCCUGACGGAACGAUAUGGCAAAUGGGCCGUCAUUACCGGUUCGACGGACGGCAUCGGCAAGCAGUACGCUUUCCAGCUGGCCAGCCGUGGCCUCAACGUGGUGCUGGUCUCACGCUCCACCGACAAGCUGAUCGCUGUGGCGCGGGAAAUUGAGUCCAAGUACUCGGUGAAGACCAAGUGGAUUGCGAUCGACUUCAGCAGUGGGCGCGAGAUCUACGACCACCUGCGCAAGGAGCUCGAUUCGGUGCCCGUUGGCGUUCUAGUAAACAACGUCGGCGCGAAUGUGGACUACCCGGACGAUCUUGAUCACAUUCCGGAGGACAAGCUGUGGCAGCUGAUCAACAUCAACGUCGGUGCGGUAACGAUGCUCACGCGGGCCGUGCUACCGGGCAUGAAGAAACGAGGCCAGGGUGCGAUCGUCAACAUCUCCUCCGGCAGCGAACUGCAGCCGCUUCCAUACAUGACGGUUUAUGCGGCGACGAAGGCCUACAUCCACAACUUCACCCUCGCGAUGCAGCAUGAGCUGGAACCGUUCGGUAUCACCUGCCAGCUGGUGAGCCCGAUGUUUGUAACGACCAAGAUGAACAACUUCUCUACAACAAUCAUGGAGGGUGGCCUGUUCAUACCAAACGCGGAGAUGUACGCCAAGUUUGCCACAUUUACGCUCGGUAAAACGAAGCAAACUACCGGCUACUGGUCGCACGGAAUCCAGUACGGCGUCAUGAAACUAGCCCCGGAGUGGCUGCGCACGGUGAUCGGUGGCAUCAUGAACAAGCAGUUCCGGAAGGAGUAUUACGACCAGCAGAAGCUUGGCGUUCCGGCACAGUCGGGUUAG
Molecule: messenger RNA, 984 nt
Organism: Anopheles coustani
Lineage: Eukaryota; Metazoa; Arthropoda; Insecta; Diptera; Culicidae
Product: inactive hydroxysteroid dehydrogenase-like protein 1
Exons: 5
Coding region: 1-984 (327 amino acids)
Cellular component (GO): endoplasmic reticulum
Molecular function (GO): oxidoreductase activity
Source: RefSeq, a predicted model, not a curated record